Messenger RNA from Passer montanus (Eurasian tree sparrow), 3695 nucleotides. RefSeq names its product maternal embryonic leucine zipper kinase (gene MELK). Gene Ontology annotation, biological process: microtubule cytoskeleton organization; intracellular signal transduction; protein phosphorylation. The coding region runs from base 997 to 2823 and encodes 608 amino acids. The record is from RefSeq and is a predicted model, not a curated record. Lineage: Eukaryota; Metazoa; Chordata; Aves; Passeriformes; Passeridae. Gene Ontology annotation, cellular component: cytoplasm. The transcript has 17 exons. Gene Ontology annotation, molecular function: tau-protein kinase activity; ATP binding; protein serine/threonine kinase activity.
GUUUCCUUGCCCUUUCUUCUCCUCAGAUAUCCUGACAUUUUUCCCCUCAUGCUUCUCAAUUUUCCCCUCACGAUUUCUGUCCUAAUUCCAGUCAUGUUUCCCACUCUGCCUGUCACGUUUCCUGCCCUUUCUCCUCUCAUGCUUUGCUCCAACCACAUCACCCUCACAUUUCCUGCUUCUUUAAAUAGCUGGUAAACGGGGGUACAAACUGUCUUGUUUCUUCCCGUGCACAGAGCAAAGCUGCAAUACUGCAUUAAUGGACUAAUCUUCUAUUAACAGUCAUCUAAACAUAUACCUCACAGUGGAGACCCCCGCCUGCCCCGCGCUGCUCCGGCCCAGAGAGACACCGUGCCUCGGAUAGGCCAGCCCCAGGACGCCCAGGAGAGGUGUCGGGAACAGCAGGCACGGCCGGCCAGGGCUUUGGCCGGAAAGUCCGCGGGGAGCGGCGGGAGGCACCACCUCCUCGGAGCAACGGCCUCGGCCGCCAUCUUCUGCCUGGCGCCAGCCGUUGCGGCGCGGACCCGCUCAGUCCCGACCGCUGCUCCUGGGUGCGCGCUUUCUGGGAGAAGCAGACGCUCUUUUCUGUCUCCGUAGGGAUCUGGCUGCUAGCGGGGACCACCCCCGCUAGCAGCCAGCCGGCAGCAGAGACGUCCCCACUCUUGCAGCCCCCACUCCUUGUCUCCCUCCCUCACGGGAUAGCCGUGCCUUCCACGCCCGUUCCGGUUUGGCGGCGCACGGGGAUUGGCUUUGCAAUCCCGGCGACCGGAAGCGGGACAUUUGAACGGUAACGGACUCUCUCGGCUGCUCCGCUGUGGCGUCUCUGCCUCGGGAAGGAGAAACACUCGGGACGGCUCCUGCCGGCAGCGCCCCAAGAAACGGGGUGGGAUUCGAGGGUCUUCUGGCCGCUGCGAUUCGGGAUCGCGGCGCUCCCGCGCCUUUCGCCGGGGAGCCGUGACAGGUGCUGAGAAGAGCUGCCGGCGUCCUACGAGUUGCAGAAUGGCCGGAGAUGACUAUGAGGAAAUUCUCAAGUACUAUGAAUUACACGGAACAGUCGGCACAGGUGGGUUUGCAAAGGUAAAACUUGCACGACAUCGUCUCACUGGUGAAAAAGUUGCAAUAAAAAUCAUGGACAAGCUUGCUUUACAGGAUGACUUGCCUCGUGUUAAAUUAGAAAUCGAUGCCAUGAAGGACUUGAGUCACCAGCACAUUUGCCGGUUGUAUCAUGUGAUUGAGACACCCAAGAAAAUAUUCAUGGUUUUAGAGUACUGUCCUGGAGGAGAGCUGUUUGAUUACAUAAUUUCUAAGGACCACCUUUCCGAGGAGGAAGCUCGUGUAUUUUUUCGGCAGAUCGUUUCAGCAAUUGCAUAUGUGCACAGUCAGGGAUAUGCCCACAGAGAUCUCAAACCAGAAAAUUUGCUGAUUGACGAGGAACAUAACCUGAAGCUGAUAGACUUUGGACUUUGCGCAAAACCAAAGGGUGGCCUUGAUUACCAUCUGAACACCUGCUGUGGAAGCCUAGCUUAUGCAGCACCAGAGCUGAUCCAGGGCAAAGCAUACAUUGGCUCAGAGGCAGAUAUUUGGAGUAUGGGAGUACUGCUGUAUGCUCUGCUGUGUGGCUUUCUCCCCUUUGAUGAUGAUAAUGUCAUGGCUGUCUACAGGAAGAUCAUGAGAGGAAAAUACAGUACUCCAAACUGGCUCUCUCCUAGCAGUACACUGCUCCUUGACCAAAUGCUGCAGGUCAACCCAAAGAAGCGGAUUACAGUCCAACAUCUAUUAAGUCACCCUUGGCUCAUGCAAGGCUUUUCUGAUACUGUUCAGUGGCAAAGUAAAUACCCACUGGGAGAUCUUGAUGAGGACUGUGUAACAGAGCUUUCUGUCUUUCAUGAGCAGAGCAGGGAGACUAUAUUGCAAUUAAUAAAAGAGUGGAAAUAUGACCACAUGUCAGCAACAUACCUCUUACUUCUAUCCAAGAAGACUCGUGGCAAGCGUGUUCGUUUAAGGUUUCCAUGUCGAACAGAGCAUGCCAGUACCGUGAUGUCGACAGUCCUUGAGCAUUCAAGGCCUGAUGCCCAACUGGAGGAUACGGAAUUCACACUGUCAACUCCAGUGAACAGAAAAGUGGCAUCAAAGAAGCAUAAAAACAAAGAGAAUGUUGAGACAGUGUCAGCUUUAAGAAAUGAAACGCCCUUUGCGCUUCCUGCUCCUAAGACUCCUCUUGCAAAGAGUCAGAUUGAGACACAGGUACAAGCCGUUCCCCUUCAGGCACCUGCUUUCAAAGAGAGCCAGUUCACUGCAGUCACUCCAAUUAGGAAACCUGCCAACCCAACAAAUGCAGAUGAAUUGUCAGCAGCUGAGAUUCUUCCUGAAGGAAGGUGUCAGUCAGUGGAAUUAGAUCUCAACCUUGCAGAUGUGGAUAGCAGCCAAAAGAAGAGAAAAGCCAAAAUAUUUGGAAGUCUUGAAAGAGGCCUAGAUAAAGUGAUCACAAUGCUUACACCAAGCAAGAAGAAACGAUGCACUAGAGACUGUCCAAGGAAACUUAAGGCACACUGUAACAUUACUACCACUCAUCUGCUGAAUCCAGAUGAACUGUUGAAUGAAAUAAUCAUUGUUCUUUCAAAGAAGCAUGUGGAAUAUGUUCAGAAGGGUUAUACCCUGAAAUGUCAAACACGGUCAGAUUUUGGCAAAGUAACUAUGGAGUUUGAGUUAGAAGUAUGUCAGCUCACUAAGCCUGAAGCAGUGGGUAUCCGACGACAACGGCUUAAAGGUGAUGCCUGGGUCUACAAGAGGCUGAUAGAAGACAUCUUAUCUAGCUGCCAAGUGUGAGUGGCAGAGUCUUUUAUCACGAUGUUUUAGAAAGGUCUUUUCAGACAAGUAAUUCUUUAUCACCGUCACAGCUAUAUGUGAAAAAUCUGUCAUCUUGGGUUUUUAACCUCUCCUUGUACAUAUUCCUUCUGUAUGCUUCCUUUAAUAUUAGGUUUUAAUAAAUAUUCUGCAACUGCAACUUUUCUGAAACAAAAUUCUGUAAGCCAUUCCCUUGCUUAUGUACUUUUAACAUAUCCGGGUUUAAAAAGUGGUGGUUUUAUGUGCUGAAGCUUAUUGUGGGAUGUCUUCAGUUAUCAAGUGCAUGGUGCACAGUAAUAGUCAUUUGCAUAAUUCUCUUCCUGUCUCUGCUUAAGUAGGAUUUAUUGAGAUCAUUAACUAAGUCACAGCUGUGGUUCCUAGAGUUCCACUAUAUGCUCAGUGUUGUACAAAAUAGGCUGGGCUUCAGUAAAUGUGAAGUCAAGAGUGCUAGGAUUUAAACUGAUCCCUUAUAAAGCAUUGUGCUAUCAUGUUAUGAAGCCUCAGUGAUGCUUAACAAGCCUGUGCGCUUUCUCAUGCUCUUGUGUUAACAUGAUGAUAGGAGGAUCUCUGAAGAACACCACCACCUUUGAACUGUUCUGAAUAGAGAAGGCAUUUGUCAGUCAACUGUCUACAAGGAAUUCAGUGACGCCUUUAAGAUAACUUAAGCACCAGAAAUAAAACUAGAAAUACUCAGAACAAAGCAAGAACAUCUAAGAGUUGGUUGGGGGGUUGCUAUCAUAUCUUAAAAACAGAUGCGUAUCUCCUUAUGCUUGUGCCAGGUGUUAUGUGGAGUGUUUAAUUCUGCCUUUAGUUCUGCUACAUCAGAAACCACACCAGGCCAAUCCCAAGCAGCA